AUGCGUGUCGAAAUCGUGUAUUAUGCGUGUUAUCAGAAGAUCUUAUGGCGAUUGAGGGAUAAUCAGUUAUACGCCAAAUUCAGCAAGUGCGAUUUUUGGUUGCAAGAAAUCGGAUUCCUUGGUCACGUCGUCUCGGCACAAGGUAUCCAGGUUGAUCCGACAAAGAUUGAGGCAGUAAUGGAUUGGAAGACACCCACCAAUGCGACUGAAAUUCGAAGUUUCUUGGGUUUAGCAGGCUAUUACCGUCGUUUCAUUGAAGGAUUCACUAAACUGGCAAAACCAAUGACCAAAUUGACGGGGAAGAAUGUACGUUUCGAAUGGACUGAGGAUUGCGAAAAGAGUUUCAUGGAACUCAAGAAGAGGUUGACAACUGUACCUAUUUUGGCGUUACCGCGUCCAGGUGUUCCGUAUGACGUGUAUACGGAUGCAUCGAGGUAA
Tarenaya hassleriana is the source of this 438-nucleotide messenger RNA. RefSeq lists its product as uncharacterized. Lineage: Eukaryota; Viridiplantae; Streptophyta; Magnoliopsida; Brassicales; Cleomaceae. The transcript has a single exon. The coding region runs from base 1 to 438 and encodes 145 amino acids. The record is from RefSeq and is a predicted model, not a curated record.